AUGCAGCAUCAUCCCGGUUCUUGGUACUUGCCCUGGGGCGUGCCGUUGCAAAAAAUGGUCGCAGUACCUAUUCACCCCGCAGGACAUUUGCAUCUGCAACCGCCUGCCAUGCACAUGCAACCGAUGCUUGCAGGACUUCCUGCUCCUUUGGCAACGUUGAGGAGCUUUGUCACCCAGCCCACCAUGAGGCAACAGCAAAGAAAGGUUCUAAAGAAGUAA
This is a messenger RNA of Brassicogethes aeneus, 219 nucleotides long. NCBI's taxonomy places the organism in Eukaryota, Metazoa, Arthropoda, Insecta, Coleoptera, Nitidulidae. The record is from the annotation of a GenBank genome assembly.